Molecule: messenger RNA, 756 nt
Organism: Cutaneotrichosporon cavernicola
Lineage: Eukaryota; Fungi; Basidiomycota; Tremellomycetes; Trichosporonales; Trichosporonaceae
Exons: 2
Coding region: 1-756 (251 amino acids)
Cellular component (GO): mitochondrion
Source: RefSeq, a predicted model, not a curated record
AUGGCGGUGCCAUCACGGAUGUCGAGCGCGGUUGCGGCCAUCUCCAAGUCGUCUUCUGCGUCGCACCCCACCUCUUGCCUCCCCAACACCUCUCUCACAUCCCCCAUCGCGCCCAACACCACCACCACCACCACCGCCACCGCCGCCACCGCGUCAACCCACCCACCCAUUACCGUACCGGGCGCCACGGUCGUCGGCCGAAAACUCCCCUCCAAACUCGCCGCCUAUGCGCCUACCCUCGCCCGCCUGUCGGCGCGCACCGGCGUCCCCCUCCCCUCCCUCCUCGCCUCGUUCUUGGUCCUCCACGAACUGACUGCCCUCGUCCCUCUCGUCCUCCUCUUCUAUUUGUUUUCCGCCCUUGGAGCAGGCGCAUCGUUCCUCAAUUACCUGCACGACAUGGCCAAGAAGACUACGGGCGAAGAUGUCGCCGGUCCAUGGGCUAGUAUGGCCCACGUUGCUCGGGAAUGGUACGAUGAAGGCUCGGCGAGGGUUGAGCGCGUCGGGAGGCGGUAUGGCUUGUUUGGCUUUGAGAAGGGGAGUGAGGUUGCUGGACUUGGGCGGGAGGCGGCUGGGACCGUUGCCGAUGCCGUGGCUGCUUAUGUUGUCGUCAAGGCCCUCAUGCCCCUCCGUGUUGCUGUGAGCGUUGGCGCUGCGCCUGGGUUUGCGCGUAUCGUCUUCCGGCCCAUGCAGCGCCUCGUUGCGCGGUUGCGCACGCCGCGGAUGCGUGCUGCGCGCGUCAAGGCCGUAGAGAAGUAG